GGAUCAGCUGUGAUCUGCGUCUCGGGCCGAUGACGUCACUUCCAGGGAGGCAUGCCCAGGCCUGUUAGACACGCCCCCGUCCCCUGACUCCACCCCCAUGUCAAAACAGCGCCACAAAGUGAGACGCGCAGAAACGUGAAGCGCAAAGGGAAAACGAACCCUCUAAAUGGAGAUGGCGUAUUUCAAGAACAAUUUUUGGGGAGAGAAGAAUGCAGGUUUCGACGUUCUCUACCACAACAUGAAGCAUGGACAGAUCGCCGCCAAAGAGUUGGCCGAGUUCGUGCGCGAGAGGGCGGCCAUCGAGGAGACUUACUCAAAAUCCAUGAGCAAACUUGCUAAGAUUGCUAGCAAUGGAAGCCCUCUCGGCACGUUCGCCCCCAUGUGGGACGUGUUUCGCGUGUCCUCAGACAAACUGGCCCUCUGCCACCUGGAGCUCAUGAAGAAGAUGAACGACCUCAUCCGUGACAUCAACAAGUACAGUGAGGAGCAGGUCAAAAUUCACCGCAAGACGAAAGAGGAAGUGAUCGGUACUCUGGAGUCAGUGCAGUCUCUUCAGGUGCAGAACGGCCACCUGCAGAAGGCCAGAGAAGGCUAUCACAGCAAGUGUAUAGAGUUGGAGAGAUUGCGCAAAGAAGGAGUGCCUCAGAAAGAGCUGGAAAAGGCUGAAUUGAAAUCUAAGAAGGCAGCUGAGUCUUUUGCAGGAUCUAUUGAGAAGUUUAACCGUGCUGGAAGAGACUUUGAACAGAAAAUGAGUGAAUCGGCACAGAAAUUUCAGGACAUUGAGGAGGCUCAUUUACGUCAGAUGAAACUACUGAUCAAAGCGUAUUCACACUCCAUUGAAGACACGCAUGUACAGGUUGGGCAGGUCCAUGAGGAAUUCAAGCAGAACGUGGAGAACAUUGGCAUUGAAAACCUCAUUCAGAAGUUUACAGAGCAGAAGGGAACAGGGAAGGAGAGACCCGGUCCAGUAGGGUUCGAGGAAUAUCUGUCCCCACUAGUAUCUGAGAACAGUAAAAAGAGUCGUGCUAAAGCCUUCAGGAUCCCUGGACUGGGAAAGAAAGACAAGGAACCAGAUUCAACGGAGUCCGCUGUGGCAGAUGCACUUAACUCGCCCCUCGAAGUGGACGACGAGGGCUUUGUGAUACGUGCAGACGUCAACCAGAAUGGUUGUGCUGCUGAGGGGAAGGAGGGAAAUUUUUACUCCAGCGACUCGGAUUUCGAUGAUGAUGAGCCCAAGAAGUUUCACAUCAAGAUCCGACCGGUUGCCAGCAGUAACCGUAGCAACUCGGCAGCCAAUGAACUGGAGCUGAAGGCCACAGUGGGGGCGUUGACCCUGCCCCCUAACAGAGCGGUGUCAGUAAAGAAGCAGCUCUCCCGAAACUCCAGUUCAGCAGGUCGAUCUGAAGGGGAAGGGGAAAGUGUUCCCCAGAGAGAUGGAGAACAGGAGGGUCUGCGCAGAUCCACGUCUAGCCCAGAUCACAGCAGGCUGAGUUCCACAGCAUCCGUUUCGGACGCUCUGUUUGGACCUCCUCUGGAGUCGGCCUUUAAGUCCCACAGCUUUGCUGGCAGAGAGCAGCUCCAGAACACCUUUGCUGCGUCUGAAUAUGCAGCAUUCUCUUCUGAUUCAUCCUCUCCGGAGAAUGUGGAGGAUUCUGGACUGGAUUCGCCCUCCCAUCAGCCCCUUGGGGCUUCCCCGGAGCCCACCGGUUGGGCAGCCUGGCCAUCCACUCAGUCUCAAUCUAAAGACUCUGUAAACUUGAGCCGAUCGUCUGACCCCUUCCUCGCUGCGUUCUGUGACCCCUCACCCGGCCGAUCUCCUCUUCCGCAGGACGACGCCACAAAUGCCUGGCCUUCCAGUCUUCGUUCUCCACGUGCCCCAACCAACGUCGAGCCCACCACCUUCAGCUUCCCGGCCUUCUCCCACAGCCUGGCAUCUUCAGAACUGGAGCCCUCUGUGUGGAGCUGUAAACACAUUCCUCCAGAAGACCCCUUCCUAGAUGCUUUCGAACGCUCCGCCCCCAAAGACAAACUGCCUCCACCUGAUGCCUGGGCCCCGCCUCCCCCUCGGCCCACCAGGGACGGCAGGGGCAUGGAAGGCCGCACCGAUCCCUUUUCCAUCUCUCUGAAUGACACUAAAACCCUCCCUCCCCCAUCCUCCUCCCGCAAAGACCGAGACCGAAAGAGAGAACGUAGCGUCCCACCUCCAGAGUCCCCAGAUGAUCCUUUCGCUAUUACCAUGAUCGGUAGUCCAACGCACCAAUCGUCGCUGGCGGCGCAGGCAGCUGCACAAGGCAGAACCAGUAGUACUAGGCCGACGCCCAGUCCUAACCCCGCCCCCAGUUCUCAGCCGAAGAAAGAGCUGGUGCACUGGAACUCGGUGCAUAACCCUUUCAGUGAGGGUACUACAAAUAACUCUGUCACACAGGAGUCCACCAGAAAACAGAGAUCUUUUAACGACGAGCCUCGUAGGAACGGACCGCCACUCACACGGCAUUCUGGGCCACAGGAGGACCUCUGCUUCUCUACAGACAAGGACCAGAACUUCCUGGAUAUUAACACACAACCAGUCUCCCAGCAUGGUUUCAGGCAGGACAGCACUGAGCGUCUGGCAUUGGCUCCUCCUCGGUCUGUACGGUCCAAGCGCUCCUCAGGCAGACCCAGUGGCUGUGAGCGGUCUAGGUCCCUGUGCUCGUCUCCUCUGCCUGAGCCCAGUCCCCCCCUCACCUCCUCAUCCUCCUCCAGCCCCAGCGAAUGGGGGGUGCAGAACCGCGGUCCCAGCCCAGCCCGAGGUUUGUCUCGAGGGCCCAGUCCCAUUUCUCUGAGUACUCAGGAGUCUUGGCCUGUAGCCGCAGCCAUCACAGAGUACAUCAACGCCUACUUCAGAGGAGGAGAACACAACCGCUGUCUGGUUAAGAUCACCGGCGACCUCACUAUGUCCUUUCCUGCUGGCAUCAUUCGCAUUUUCACAGCCAACCCCAACGCACCAGUAUUAAGCUUCAGAUUGGUGAACAUCUCUCGAGUGGACCACUUCUUACCCAACCAGAAGUUACUCUACAGCGACCCGUCACAGAGUGACCCGAACACCAAGGAUUUCUGGUUCAACAUGCCGGCCUUGACACUUCACCUGCAGAGAGAGGCAGAGCUCAACCCGCAGGCCUCCUAUUACAAUGUGGCUCUGCUAAAAUACCAGGCGUCCUCUCAGGAUCCGGGGCGUGCGCCCCUCCUGCUGUCGGCCGAGUGUCAGCGCAGUGGAACAGUGACCCGUGUGUCUCUGGAUUAUCACUGCUGUCCCGCAACCGCCCCCGCCACCCAGCUGGCCUCCGUACAAGUGCUGCUGCCCCUCGAUCACACCGCCACCGACCUGCAGUGCCAGCCGCCCGCUUCCUGGAACACAGAGGAAAGACGACUCCUAUGGAAAUUGUCCAACCUCUCUCCAACAAAUCACAGCAAAGGGUCUGGCACGCUGUGCGCCAGUUGGCAGUGCCUGGAGGUGCCCCGCGGUCCUCCCCCGAGCCUGGCUGUGCAGUUUGUGGGAUCGGGGGCGUCUCUCUCAGGCCUGGAUGUGGAGCUGGUGGGCAGCCGCUACCGCAUGUCGCUGGUGAAGAAGAGGUUUGCCACAGGAAAAUACAUGGCUGGCUGUUCUUUGUGAGCAGACUGCUUCACUACCGCAGAGGCACAACGUAUGCACUUUUUAACCCCCCUGGGCUGCUGGAACUGUCCACGUGCUACAGGCCUGAAGAGGAGAGAUCAUAUUGUAUAUACAGCGUGAUGUGCGAAAUCGCUAAUACCCAUGAUGUACUGCUCUAGGACAAGUAUGCCGUGGAAUUAGGGACCACAACCAGCCUCUACUUUUAUUUGUAUAGAAUUGUUUGUUCAGUGCGCAAGCCACACAUUUAUUUCAAGUUUGAAGAACUGGCUGUACAUUUCUUUUCAUUUUUAGUGCAAAUUUGUGAAUGAGUAAGUAUGAAGAUAAAUAAUGGAUAUAAAGUUCUGAUAUUUACAGAAUGUAUGUAUGUUGAAUAUUCAAGAAAGGUUUAAUAUGAAAAA
Onychostoma macrolepis is the source of this 4047-nucleotide messenger RNA. It is a transcript of the gene fcho1, whose product is annotated as FCH and mu domain containing endocytic adaptor 1. Gene Ontology annotation, biological process: clathrin-dependent endocytosis; clathrin coat assembly. Gene Ontology annotation, cellular component: cytoplasm; plasma membrane; clathrin-coated vesicle. The transcript has 27 exons. Bases 167 to 3649 code for a protein of 1160 amino acids. NCBI's taxonomy places the organism in Eukaryota, Metazoa, Chordata, Actinopteri, Cypriniformes, Cyprinidae. The record is from RefSeq and is a predicted model, not a curated record.